Molecule: messenger RNA, 1674 nt
Organism: Magnolia sinica
Lineage: Eukaryota; Viridiplantae; Streptophyta; Magnoliopsida; Magnoliales; Magnoliaceae
Product: caffeoylshikimate esterase-like
Exons: 8
Coding region: 90-1277 (395 amino acids)
Cellular component (GO): membrane
Molecular function (GO): lipase activity
Source: RefSeq, a predicted model, not a curated record
CCUUUAUAAUCACUGGAAAGCUGCAUCCAUCUUCGACCAUCUGAUUCUCCUCUGUUUUGUAUUCUUCUUCUUUGUUCUGCUUUCUAGUCAUGGAGCUCUCUUUCAGACACCAACCUGCAAAACCACUUGAGCUCUUCCGAAAAUCCGACGUUCCGAACGCCGAAUCCAAAUUCCGUUUAAUACCCAUUUCCAAUUCGAGAGGAAUGAAUGGGAGGAAGCCGAAUCUGUCGAUCUCCGCGGCCCGGAAGGCGAUCGACGGCCUCAACGAUGAGAUGAACGCCGUUGCUUCCAAGAACAUGGAUUUCGCAGCGGCACGCAGGCAGGUGCGGUCCGCUUUCAUCGACUUCCAACAGCAUCUCGAUCAUUUGCUAUUCAAGAUGGCCCCAUCUGGAAUCCGAACAGAGGAGAGCUAUGAGAUAAACUCAAGGGGUUUAGAGAUUUUCUGCAAGAAAUGGCUACCAGCAGAAGGUGUUCCCAUGAAGGGUAUUCUUUGUUUUUGUCAUGGAUACGGCGACACGUGCACUUUCUUCUUCGAAGGAAUAGCCAAACGAUUCGCUGCUGCCGGGUAUGGAGUUUACGCCCUCGACUAUCCGGGUUUUGGCCUCUCCGAAGGUCUACAUGGAUACAUCCCGAGCUUUGAUGUACUAGCUAAUGAUGUUAUCGAGCACUAUACAAAGGUCAAAGGAAGUCCAGAAGGAAGUGGGUUGCCUCACUUCCUCUUGGGGCAGUCCAUGGGCGGAGCCGUUGCUCUCAAGGUUCACUUAAAACAACCACGCGCAUGGGAUGGAGUUAUUCUUGUCGCCCCUAUGUGUAAAAUUGCAGAGGAUGUUACACCCCCAGCAGCAGCUAUCAAGUUGAUGACUCUCCUGUCAAAGGUUCUACCAGAAGCUAAGUUGGUGCCACAGAAAGAUCUGGCAGAGUUGGCAUUUAGGGACCCCAUCAAAAGAAAAAUGGCCUACUAUAAUGUGAUUGCAUACUCUGGUCGAGUAAGGUUAAAAACUGCAGUCGAACUUCUAAAGACCACACAUGAAAUCGAAGCGCAGGUGGAGAAGGUUUCAUCUCCAUUGCUAGUUCUUCAUGGAGCCGCAGACAAGGUGACUGAUCCCCAAAUAAGCAAGUUCCUCCAUGAGAAGGCUAGCAGCAAAGACAAGACUCUAAAGCUAUACCCAGAAGGUUAUCAUUCUAUAUUAGAAGGGGAGCCUGACGAUCGGAUUCUUAAAGUCAUUGAUGAUAUAAUCUCCUGGCUAGAUUCUCGUUGUGAUCUUCCAAAGCAGUAGGUUUGAUUUGGUAGGAAAUUACAUGAUCAUCCAGCUGAGAGUCGGCAGUCUGCUUAGAUUUUGAAUUUGUAGAAAUGGGGCUCAUCGUUCAUUGGUCCAGAUUGUUGGUCUGCUGAGCCCAAUCAACUCCCAGAUUGGAAGAUUCUAGCCACCAAUCUUGGGCCUUUUCUCUGUUGGACAUGAAUUGUUGUUGUAUUUCUCUUCUUGUAAUUAUUCAGUUGAAACGUUAUUGGGAUUCGCCUAUUGAGGAGGUUCUUGGGUCAUGGUGUGGCCUGACAAGAUUAAUGAUCUGGAUCACUGAACCAUGUGUGCUGUUUAUACAAACUGAAAACCUGAGUAUGCUGUUGAAUUAUGGAUUGUGGAUGGUGAAAAAUAAAGAAAUUCAUUGCACUGACUA